AUGUCAUCCAUUUAUACUUAUUAUUUGCUUGAUAUUUAUAUUGAUGCAAAAAUUAAUACUAUUCAAGCGAUUGUUACUUCGAUCAUUUUCAUUCCAGUAUUUUUGCAUACUGUUUACAUUCUUGGACAAAUAUUUUUGUCCAUAAAUUUUCUAGUUUUUCUUAUUGAAUUUCUAACAAAACGUUUCAAACAAUUAGCUGACAUUACAAAUGUUAUAAAUUUAUCAUUCAUUAACCGACUAGAAUAUGGAAUAAUUAUGUUCAAUCGUUUUCGUCGUGAUUAUGUACAAUUAUUUAAAGAAACAAAACAUUUCAAUGGAACAGUUAGUUUUGUAUUAUUAUAUAUAGAAAUAGGUUCAAAAGCAUGGGCAAUAAUAUUCUGUUUAUUUCAUAGUCAACAAAUUCGAAUGAAUUUUAUUAUUAUAAUUAGUGGAUUUACAUUAAUUUCAUUGUUUUUCUUCAUAAUUGGUUUCUAUUCACGUUUGGCUAAAAUGCCAUCAAUCAAUCAAUUUUGUUAUCGACGAUUAGCAUUUUGGAUAGCACGACGAUCAAAAUAUCGUUUGAAACCAAAAUAUUAUUGCACUUAUCAACAAAAUUCAAUACGUAUUGAUAUGAUCAAAUUGAAUUUAUAUCUACAAACAAUUGCAAAUAAUCGUUUUGAUUUUCCUAAUUCGGAAUCAAAUCGAAAAUUCGAUAUGGGAGCAAUAUGA
Dermatophagoides pteronyssinus (European house dust mite) is the source of this 708-nucleotide messenger RNA. RefSeq lists its product as uncharacterized. Lineage: Eukaryota; Metazoa; Arthropoda; Arachnida; Sarcoptiformes; Pyroglyphidae. The record is from RefSeq and is a predicted model, not a curated record.